ACCAACCGACCGACUGUAACAGAACCCUUGCACUAGGAAGCCUUGUCCUGACGAACAAUGACUGCCCCGAUUGCCGGCCCAUCCUCGCCACCGCAUCUUCGGGCCAAAUCGAACGGAUCCGUUCCAUCGGAGUCGAAAGCGAAACCAAGUCCAGACGGAUCGGAUUCAGACUCGGAGGAUGAGUUCAUGCCUAGUCUGCCGCCUAAGUUCCUGCCUACCAAACCUCCCAAAACGAUCGGUCCCACCCUCCCUCCCGGUUUCGUAAUAUCAGACAGCCUCAAUGAUCAAGAUGAUGAUGAUGAGGAGGAGGAGGAUGAGAGGGUUGCUGGGCCAGCUCCGUUGCCUGCCCAUCUUGCAUCGACGGUUGGACUGCAAAACGAGGGCGUCGUAGCCCUCAAGGAGCGCGAGGAACGACAGAAAGAAUCGGACCGGAUCGAGCGGGAAAGUAAAUUACUUAAACGUGAAGAGUGGAUGCUGUUGCCGCCUAAGGAGCUAGACCUUCAAGCCACGAUUGAUCCGACGAAGAUAAAAGCGCGAGGAUUCAAGCAAACGUCGAAGCCGCAUUCGAGCUCGACAGACCGGCAGACCAGUGCGGGCUCCUUAUGGACCGAGACCCCGGCCGAACGGAGCCAACGACUGGCCGACGAGGCCAUCGGCAAACGCCGCCGCGCAGAAGAAACCACCCAGGAUGAUGGCGACGAUUUGGAGGCUUCGAAGCGGAAGAAACGGGACAAGUUGAUGCGCCAACAGGUCGAAGAACAUAAUAAAUCGUCCCGGAAUGCCUCUUUGCUAGAUCUGCACAAGACAGCCACCGUCAACAUCUCGAAUUCGAAGACCAAGGCCGAGAAAGAGAGCGAGCGGAAGCAAGCCGUUGUGUGGGACCACGAUGCGAUGAUGGGCGUCCAUUCCAAGCUGAUGUCCGAGAACCAGAAGGCCGAUCUGAUCAAGGAUGCUAAAGGAUUGGGCGGCCGAUUUGGCGGCGGUAGCUUCUUGUAAUUCUUGUCCAUCCGUCUCCCUUGAACACAGAUUGCGAUUUUCUUUUUUUUGUAAUCAAACUUGUAGGAUUAAUGGGGUCCAAUCAAGCCCCCGACUACUUGAGAUCCUUACCAUCCAGCUCGACCAUUUCCUCCUCAGCCACACAUGGUGGAUAUGACGCUCGUCCGUCCAUGCGCUUUUAACCUAGGAGCGCACUCAACAAGAUGGAAGGCAAAUCAUUUUUUUAAGGCUGGGAAACAUCCACUUUGGAGAAGUUCAAGCCCUCCCCCUGUUUGAGAGAGAAGAGCUGAGAAAUUCGCACGACACAAGACCACCAAGACUG
Puccinia graminis f. sp. tritici CRL 75-36-700-3 is the source of this 1318-nucleotide messenger RNA. RefSeq lists its product as uncharacterized. Lineage: Eukaryota; Fungi; Basidiomycota; Pucciniomycetes; Pucciniales; Pucciniaceae. The record is from RefSeq and is a predicted model, not a curated record. The transcript is spliced from 3 exons. The coding region runs from base 58 to 996 and encodes 312 amino acids.